Plectropomus leopardus (leopard coralgrouper) is the source of this 1220-nucleotide messenger RNA. RefSeq names its product calcitonin gene-related peptide-receptor component protein (gene crcp). Gene Ontology annotation, molecular function: nucleotide binding. The record is from RefSeq and is a predicted model, not a curated record. NCBI's taxonomy places the organism in Eukaryota, Metazoa, Chordata, Actinopteri, Perciformes, Serranidae. Gene Ontology annotation, biological process: transcription initiation at RNA polymerase III promoter. Gene Ontology annotation, cellular component: RNA polymerase III complex.
AAAAAAAAUGGGGUUGUAACACUGAAGCCGGUAUGAUACAGGGCGGAACGUUCGACCUUGAUUACAUUUUCUUCACGGACACUUUUGAAGAGGACCAACGCGAAGUGCCUGUCGAGAUGGAAGUGAAAAAUGCUAAUGCUGCUAUGCUCAGUAACUAUGAGGUGUUCAAACUCUUGACAGACCUGAAGGAACAGAGGAAGGACAUCGGGAAGAACAAAAGCAGCACCGGGCAGCAGAAUCUCAACACCAUCAUGUAUGAGACGCUGAAGUACCUGUCGAAGACGCCGUGCAGCAGGCAGAGUCCAGAGAUCGUCAAAGACUUCCUCACCACCAUGAUGCCUCACAAACUCACAAAGGCAGAAAAACUGCAGCUACUGAACCACCGGCCACAGACAGCAGUGGAAAUUCAGCUGAUGGUGGAGGAGAGUGAGGAGCGGUUAUCAGAGGAGCAGAUCGAGGAGCUCAUUCAGACGGUCGCAGACGUCCUACCUGGUGACCCGGAGCAGGAGAACGCAGCUCCAGCAGAGGCUGAGAUGGAUGAAGCCGCUGAACAGUCAUGACACAGAAACCGCCCACAGGUGGAGAACUGGACUAUUUGCUUUUUUUUUCUGUGAUUCAAACCGGCUUUUUCGUGAGCCAUUUAGCAUCACAGUUUGAACUGAAAACCAUGCUGAGAGAAGGGACGCACAAUGGCUGCCUGGCUCGUUACCUUUGAAAUGACUUACAUAAUUAUUCAUAUUAAAGUGAAUAAUUUAAUAAAUGUAGGAAUGUUGUUUUUAUUUUCAUUUACAUGUUUAAAUACAAAUCAAACAUGUGUGUGCUUUCAUAAGCACAGGGCUCUUUUGACUGUGAGUCACAUGCAUCAUGUUUUGCAUCAGACUGGUCUAAUUUGUUUUUCAAAUCAGUUCAUGUUUAUGCGAAGUCUGCUAUUAACCUGGUGUAUUUUUGGUUUCUGACUCAGUUGUCAGUUUCUACCGUGGCAUGUAUAAAUAAGGGUUUUUGCUGCUGUAUCAUUUCCCAAGCUGUAAUAUAAGUCAGUCACGCAUUUAAACUUUGGUACGGGACUAACAUAAGGCCAGACAGUAUUAUUAAAAUGGCGAUGUAAUAACAAAGAGACUAGACAGUAUGCACCAAGACAUGAUGGUUGUUCACAUUCAUGCGGUGUUUUUUGAAACAUGCUAAUCUUUUCCCUCUGUUGCUGCAUAAAUAAUAACAGCUGA